Medioppia subpectinata is the source of this 374-nucleotide messenger RNA. The record is from the annotation of a GenBank genome assembly. NCBI's taxonomy places the organism in Eukaryota, Metazoa, Arthropoda, Arachnida, Sarcoptiformes, Oppiidae.
CUCAAUUCACAAGAAUAGCGUUUGAGUUGAUCUCAAGAUAUAUUAGUGAGGAAUUAAUCACCGAAUUGUCUAAAACGUUGGGACUUUUGGAUGAAACGAAAGAGUCAAGUGUUUCGACGACAUCGACACAAAUCAAAAGGAAAAUUGAUGAAAACGAAAGUUGUGUGUCUUUUGAAGACUACAGCGCAUACAGAGGCGGAACCGCUCCCUCAACACACGAUAAGAAGCCAGCGAAGAUGUCUCGGUCUCAGAGAGAACUGUUGAAAGUGGAUAAGACGGGAAUGAAGAGUAUUUCGAGUUUCUUCACUAAAAAACCCAAAUAAUAGAAAUGCUUUCAUAUUAUAAUGUGUUUCACGCUUUGAAUACAUGCGAAC